AUGAGAGUCGCUCCGGCCGUCGGGACGAAGGCGGCGGACAAAGGGGCACACAAUUCGUCGGCGAUAUGCACCAAUUGGCGGCGUUUUGCUCGAUUUGCCGACGGCCCGCCGACUCCGAGGCAGCGUCAGUUUUCACGCGCCGCUGCUGCUAUUAAUAUUCAAAUUGGCGCGAUCUGUCGCCGCUCCACGAACCGGCGUGGGGCCGGCGGCAAUUUGUCCGUGGAAGGACCAACAACGGAACGGAAGAGAGAAACUGUUACGCUUGUGGCG
Messenger RNA from Iphiclides podalirius (scarce swallowtail), 270 nucleotides. NCBI's taxonomy places the organism in Eukaryota, Metazoa, Arthropoda, Insecta, Lepidoptera, Papilionidae. The record is from the annotation of a GenBank genome assembly.